AUGCCGAGUUUCCUCCAGACGCUCUCCAAUAGCGUCGAUUGGGGCAACCUUCUCUGGCACCAGGAUGUUGCAACUCCUAUGUCUACUUCGAAAUCGUCCUCCGCAGGAGUAGGACGUCAACUAUAUACGACACAUACCAAUUCUGCUGUAGAAAUGACUACACCUAGACCUACUCCCUCCACGAACAGGAGCUCCACCACUUCUACAAGUUUUCAAGAACUACAGCACCAAUUGCACGCCACAAACAACAACUGGAACAUGCGAAGAAAAAAGACAUCAUUUCGUGGCAAUAAUGGAGAAGGUUCUGUUAUUUCGGGCAUGAAUGGUUCGCAGGGAGAUGCUGGUGCCGGCGCCGGGGGUGCUGGAAAUUAUGAUUUAUUACAUUUAUAUACUCGAAUAUUACAAAUUUUUUUUGUCUCGUACUAUGAGUACAAGUAUGUGUAGUUGUAAACAUCUGCAUCUUGAUCAUCCUCUAACUAUCAAAAGGAGAAAGCGAGGAAGUUGAACCGGGGUUGACAGCAGCACAGCAGGUUGCGAACGCAGCUGUCCAGAUGUCGGAGCAUAGUGCGGAAGUCACGAAAUCAGCAGCACAAGUAGUGGAAGCGAGUGCACAACAGGCCAAAAGUGCGGAGGCUCCAGCAGGCUUCGACCAGGCGACUAUGCCAGACACUGUCGUUUGUGUACCGUUAUCAGCGAAGGGAGGGUCGACUUACUCGAUGAAGUCCGGUGCGGAUGCAGAAGCAUUUGCACCGAAGUCAGAGAAAGAUGCGAUGGCGGCAGGUUUGCUUUUUUCCUGUUUGCUUGUGAACUUCGACAACUUUCUAUUUCUUCCUGCUAACUUAAAAUAAGUUCAACUUGAUGUUUCAUCUGUCACGUCAACAUGAUUUAUCUUAACAAGAAAGUGUAAGGGUUGCAAUACCUCUCAUCGAUGGUCGUGGAUGAAACCUUCUCAAUAUCUCGCACAUGAUUAGGUGCUCGCGCAUCCGGAGGCGCUUACAUGACGAAAGAAGGUGCUGCAGAUGGCAGUGGUCCUGGAGGAAGCUAUGGCGGGACGACUGGACCACCUCAGCCACCAGGAGAGAUGCAGACUAACCAACCGACACAAAACGGCAUUCCUGGUGGAGCGCCAACGAGUGAUCAGUACUCGGCUGGUUGAGGCCGGCUCAGGAUUAGUAGAAUAUAGUUAGUUACUGAGUUGUAAGUCGAGUAGAAAGUUGGUAGUCGGAAACACGAUAUCGAAAUGACCUGGUUUCUUCACCAGUAGGAAAAUGUGCAUGGCGAGCUAAUUGAAAAAGACAUCUUCUGAUUACACGCGCAUAUUACAAAUCGAGUACUAGGACACUGACAUUGCAUUGCACAGAAAUAAAUUCUAGCUUCUAGAAGGCUUUUCAAAUUCAACAUCCAAUGGCAUGAUCAUGAAUGUUAUCUUCGUAGAAACAAGCAUAUGAAAUCUUUAGCAAGGGAUCAGACAGGUAGGAACGAACAACGGUGUCAUGACGUGCGUCGCACGAGUUUCGUUGUCGCUACUUUCCCUUUCGCAGAAAACUUUGCCCUUAC
Amoebophrya sp. A25 is the source of this 1557-nucleotide messenger RNA. NCBI's taxonomy places the organism in Eukaryota, Dinophyceae, Syndiniales, Amoebophryaceae. The record is from the annotation of a GenBank genome assembly.